CCACCCCCGCCGACGCCGUGUAUGCUUGGCGUCCUCCUUGCCUCCUUCCGCCAUGCCCAGCGGCAGCAAGAGGGGCGCGGGGCGCGCGGCGCGGGGCGCGCACAAGAGCGAGUCCCCCGCCGUGAAGGCGGAGGCCCUGGCGGCGGAUGGGCCCAGCCCAUCGGCGCCCCGCGCGCCGCUCGUCCAGGCCAAGGAGGCCAAAGCGGGCCCGCUUGUCCGCGCCAAGGAGUCCAACGCGAGCUCCCCAGAGGACGUCAAGCACACGGGACACGCGGGGGAGGACGCAAAGCAGCUCGUCCUGAACAUGGACGAUCGCGGCGCCAUGCGUUUGGACGACCCCGCGAAAACGAAGGCUCUGAGGGGGCCCGCCAUCGGCGGGGACUUCGGCAAGGCCCGCCGCGGCAAGACGAGGAUUUGCGCCUACCUGAAGGACUUCCGCAGCCGUGCGUACAUGUACCGCGCGAUCUGGCAGGGCAGGUUCAAGAAGACGAAGCACGGCAUUGAGAAGAAGGACCUCUGCGUGAGUGCCUCGGGGCGGAUCGUCUCCAAGAAGAGGAGCGUCCACUGCAGGAAGCUGGGCACCCUCAGUGGCUGGAUCGAACACUGGAGGAUGUGGUGCUCUGCCACGAGCCAGGCGCGCGAGGCGCUCGGGGCCACCGGCUUCGUGAAGGUGAAGAGGGCUGGCACGGACGAGGAGGCGACCCUCUUCAAGCAGGUUGCGGCAAACUACACCCGCCUGAAGGCCGCCCGGCGAGUUGCGGCGGAGCCGUCCGUGGACGAGGUGGCCGGGGCGGCUGCCGCGCUGACUUCCGCGGGGGCCUGA
Prorocentrum cordatum is the source of this 823-nucleotide messenger RNA. NCBI's taxonomy places the organism in Eukaryota, Dinophyceae, Prorocentrales, Prorocentraceae. The record is from the annotation of a GenBank genome assembly.